AUGGAUCCUCUUUUCAGGUAUGAACUCAGUAUUUGGCAAGACACAAGCGAUUCAACACCAGAAGACAAUCACUUCAUUCAAAACGACAGUACCCUUUAUGUCAACAUGAGAACGCUGUUUGCUGUUCUCGACCUUAACCACAACGAACCCUUCACCUUUCUAGCCGAAACGUUCUGCGAAAAGCUCUUUCAGAAUUCCUCUUAUCUUCCCUCGGGCAAGCCUGCCUCCGAACGCCGCAAGCGAAAAACCAUCCACAGAAUCGUUCAUUUCGUCAAGCGUUUAAUCAGUCAUGGCACCGAUAAUAAUAUCAACCAGAAUGUGAUUACUAUUGGAGUUAAAUUCGGAGUAACGAGUAGUGAUGAUGAGAGUGGUCGAUUACAAGAAUUUAUAUCCAACUGUAAUUAUACGGUGCCGGGGAGCAAAGCUUUUAUUAAUGGAUUAAAGAAAGUGAAAAAUGUUGAAGAAAAAGAAUGUUGUAUAUGUUUUGAAGAAUUUGAAAUACAUGGAAAGGAGAUUAAAAGCUUGCCUUGUACGCAUAUGUUUCAUGAAGAUUGUAUUGUUGAAUGGCUUAAGAAGAGUCACUUGUGUCCGUUGUGUCGAUUCCAUAUGCCGGUUGAUCGGUUUCUGGCUCGGAGAAGAUUAUUUCAUGAGUUAGCGAGUUUAAGGUCGAGAUUAGUGGAUAUUAGUGUAGCUCUCGACGUGAUUAUGCUGAACUUGUUGGACUAG
Mercurialis annua (annual mercury) is the source of this 726-nucleotide messenger RNA. RefSeq names its product RING-H2 finger protein ATL63-like. The record is from RefSeq and is a predicted model, not a curated record. Gene Ontology annotation, biological process: protein ubiquitination. Gene Ontology annotation, molecular function: ubiquitin protein ligase activity. Bases 1 to 726 code for a protein of 241 amino acids. NCBI's taxonomy places the organism in Eukaryota, Viridiplantae, Streptophyta, Magnoliopsida, Malpighiales, Euphorbiaceae. The transcript has a single exon. Gene Ontology annotation, cellular component: cytoplasm.